CGCCAGCCCCCACACCAGCUACGGCAGUUAAUCUCAAAUCUCCGUACUAUCCUCCACUUUAACAGUAGCAUUGCAAGCAGAUUCGCCAUCUCUUUCUUUUCGAUCUCCAGCUGAUCUACGCCUCUUUGGUACACCACGGCUCCAUUUUAGUUUGGCACUGCACUCUUCGACAGCACUGACCAAGUCUCUGGUUGCACUAAGCAAGCAAGAAAGCAAAAAUGGCUGCGAUCUACAGCCUCUACAUCAUCAACAAAUCUGGAGGCCUCAUUUUCUAUAAGGAUUAUGGGUCAGCAGGAAGAAUGGACACCAAUGACAGCUUGAGACUUGCAAGUCUAUGGCACUCGAUGCAUGCCAUCUCUCAGCAGCUCUCUCCUGUAUCUGGAUGUACAGGAAUUGAGCUCCUCCAGGCUGACACCUUUGAUCUCCACUGUUUUCAGUCUCUCACUGGUACUAAAUUCUUUGUGGUGUGUGAGCCUGGAACACCUCACAUGGAGGGUCUCUUGAAACACAUAUAUGAGUUAUACACAGACUACGUUUUGAAGAACCCUUUCUAUGAGAUGGAGAUGCCAAUUCGGUGUGAGCUGUUUGAUGUAAAUUUGGCACUGGCCGUACAGAAGGAUCGGGUUGCAUUGCUGGGAAGAUGAAUUGCUCAACCACAUAUCCCGGCUUUUUAAGUGAUGAUCUGCUUACAUUUGUUUAGAACAAGGACAAUUUCAUUCGUGUGAUGUGCUUCUUUCCUUUUAUGUUCCGUUUUACAUGGAUCUUGAGAGCAAUACUAAACCCCAUUUGAAGUUGUCCCGUGUCUUUUUUUGCUCUAUCAAAUCCCUUUUUCUUUCUCA
Messenger RNA from Olea europaea var. sylvestris, 839 nucleotides. RefSeq names its product trafficking protein particle complex subunit 4. The record is from RefSeq and is a predicted model, not a curated record. Gene Ontology annotation, biological process: endoplasmic reticulum to Golgi vesicle-mediated transport. Gene Ontology annotation, cellular component: TRAPP complex. The transcript is spliced from 4 exons. The coding region runs from base 219 to 644 and encodes 141 amino acids. NCBI's taxonomy places the organism in Eukaryota, Viridiplantae, Streptophyta, Magnoliopsida, Lamiales, Oleaceae.